GACAGUCGACGAAUGACGACGGAUGUAGAUAAUGAGGAGCAGAGAAUAGAGUGAGAAUGAGAGAAUGUCGAGCAGAUAGAAGAGGACGGAGACAGUGAGUGUAAUUUCGAUACCGAAAAGGUUGUGUACAGACGAGAGUGGGAGGUAAAGCAAUACAAGCAAACAUCAGUACAACAGUAGUCCUUGCACUGGCCAUCUUGGCCAUGGACAACUAGCAUAGGCACCAGUAGUCUAGUGAAUAUGGCCGCAAACAAUGGUAAUGGUUAUUGAAAUAAACUUUGCGCGUUUGUCUCUCUUAAAAUUAACUUGUCAACAAAGUUGUCUUAUAAAUAAAACUGUUCCUUAGAUUAUUGUCUAUCGUUUAUACUAAUAAAUUUAAUAGAAAAUAAAAAAAGUGACUUGAUUGCUAUCGACUUCUCAUGCUGGACAGGAAGCUACAGGAACACAGUAUUAUGGCAACUGCUGUUCAAACGAAUGGUAUGAAUCCACUUACGAAUGGGAGCAUGAAUCAUGUUGAGGAUCACCAGAGUUUGGAUAUAAAAAACGAGAUCGAUGACAACGCCGAGGACAAUAAAAUUUACAAAUUCCCCUCAGAUAUUCCUAUGGAGGAGCCAGAACCGCAGCCGGAGAUAGACAUUCUUAUAAGAAAUGUCGUGUGUAGUUUCAGCGUGAGAUGUCAUCUCAAUUUACGCGAAAUUGCGCUAAAUGGCGCUAAUGUGGAGUACAGAAAAGAAAAUGGGAUGAUUACGAUGAAGCUAAGACAUCCAAAUGCGACAGCAUCUAUCUGGUCCUCGGGUAAAGUAACUUGCACUGGUGCUGAAACGGAGAAAGAGGCCAAAAUCGCUGCUCGUAGAAUCUCAAGAUCUUUACAGAAACUCGGAUUCAAAGUUCGAUUUAGUAACUUCCGAGUUGUCAACGUCUUGGGUACUUGUUUAAUGCCAUGGGCCAUUAAAAUUACAUCCUUUUCAAUGCAUCAUAAAGAAAAUGCUGACUACGAACCAGAAUUACAUCCAGGUGUAACAUACAAACUCAAAGAGCCGAAAGCAACGCUAAAGAUUUUUUCAACGGGCAGUGUUACAAUAACAGCGCCUAGUGUCGACGCAGUUCAAACGGCAAUUGAGCAAAUAUUUCCGCUAGUCUACGAAUUUCGUAAGAAACGUUCGCCAGAAGAAGAAGCGGCACUAAAAGCGAAGAAAAGUAAAAAUGAAGCGAGAUAUAAAAAAGAAUAUAUCGAUGACCCGGAGAUAUUAGCUGCUGAGCACGUGGUGACUGAUGAUGAAGAGAUGCCGGUUGACAGCGACGCCAGUGGAGACUGAUUUAUUUAAAUUUAAUUAAUCUUUUCUCUUCACAUUAGUGUUUAUGUUUUAUUAAAUCUUAUUUUUCUCUAUUUUCCAUUUCUCUCUUUGAUGAUGACAGUACAGAUUUUUUUUCAAUGAUAACUUAUGUCGAGGGUGUUUGCAUCAGUGAAGUGAUGGCAUCAGCUGCUACUGAAAAUUAUUUUUCAAUACUUAUUUUUUUUUUUUUUUUUAAUUCUUUUGUCGAGCGUCGCGAGUGCCAGGUGUAGAUUGAAUUAUUGGAAAGAAAGAGAAAGGACUAUUCAGAGUUACUCUGAUAAAUUUAAAGAUAAAAUAUAUCACCGUAAUAUCAGCAUGUAUGUUUAAAAAAAUUAUUUAAAAACGAUGCGUUAAUCGUCCUAGCAAUACUGACUUGAUUAAUUAAAAUUAUAUUUAAUUGUUUACAUUUGUAAGUCACGGGAGAUUUGUCAGUUUGGAAAAAAGCUUUUUUUGAAAAUAUUUUACAUAUUUAUCAACUGAUUGAUAAUAAUGUCUAUUAAUUACUAAUCAAUGAAUAAUAAUUAUAUAUUAUUUGAUAAAUACUCGAGGUAAAUAAAUUUCAAAAGUAGCUUUUUUAUGUGUAAUUUAAAUCUGACGAAUCUCCUGUUAAAUUAAAAUUAAAAAUCAUUGAAAAUAGAAAAAAAAUUUAAAAACUGUAACCACAUAAUUGUAAUUGUGGGGAUUUAAAAAAUAAUCUGGCUAUUCUAGUGCUUACUGUGCCGCCUUCGAUCAAAAUAAUUGUAAUACGUGCGCGUCUUCACUUUGCUAUUCUCUAUUUCACUUCUAUCUUCUCUAUUAUUUUUUUUUAUUUCAUUUUAUUUUAUUUUUUUUUUCUUAAUUGUAUUGUGCCAAAGAUGGAUGUUCUAAAUUCAAAGCAGAGUGAUAAUUAGCAAACUUGUUUAGCGUGCACUUUUGUCUAAUUUAAAUCCGCAACAAGUUAUUAUUUUAUUUUUAUGAUGCUGAAGUUAGUCGACGUCAAAUAAUUUUUUGAUUUUUUUUUUUUACAAUAAAUUAGAAAAAAAAUAUUUGAAAAAAUUGCACCUGUAGUUUAUUAAAUUUUCUACAUGUGCAUAUUUUUAUUUUUUUUUUUUUUUUUAAUUAAGUCGUUGAAAAAAAAAUUCGAAAAUUUUUAUCUGCUAACUUCAGGAUCAUUUAUUUUUUUCAUUCAAAAUCAUUAUCACAAUAUCAUUAAUUAUUAACUAUUAAUGAUUAUAAACAAAAUAAUUAAUACGUGGCAGUAUUUUUUCGUUCUGUAAUUAUUUAAUACAGCUUAGUUUAAUUAAAAAAAAAAUCAAUUAAUUUAUAAACUAACGUGGAUAUUUAUUGAAAUAAAGUACGAGUUUGCUGUUCGCUAAAUCCUGGCGGAGAAUUAUUUAGUUUAAAAAUAAUUUUAAAAAACAAUACGAAAGAGUAGUCCAUCCCUGCUCUAGCAUUUGUAAUAAUUAUUAUUAAUUAGUUGAUUGAUUACUUUUACUAUUGAUUGAUUAAUUAAUUAGUUAAUUAAUUAGGUAACUAAUUACCUAUCAUUGUAUCUUUAGUAGAUAGUUAUAGACGUAAUGAUUAAUGUGAGACUUUGUUUGUUUUUGUUGUUAAAUUAAUUGUCUUGUUAUUUUCGACUGUUAAAAAACUGUUUGACACCAUGAAGUUUAAAAAAAUAAUAAUAAUUAACGAUCUCAAUCACGAGUUUGGUGACUAAGUAUCAGCGACUCAUUGCCGAGUAAAAUAGACUACUUGUAUCUGUAAUGUCUUGCACAAUUAACAAAAAAACGUAAUUAUAAUCGCAAUUGUUUUAUAAUUAUAUAGACUAAAACAAAUGUUCAAUAAUAUAAAUGUUAAAUGUGUGUCAGUUUCAUAAAUCUGCUCAUUCAAAUAAUUAUUUAUCAAUUAUCAUCAAUUUGUACCGAGCGCUAACCAUCUAAGUCUCAAUUUAUUUAUCUUUUAUUAUUUAUUCAUCAUUCAUUUUUUGUUCUACUAACUACUAUUAUUAUUAUUAUUAUUAUUAUUAUUAUUAUUAUUAUUAAUAAAUAUUAUUAUUAUUUUAUAAGUUAUUUUUACAAUAAUCUUUUUUUUUUUUUUUAGACAAAUGACUAGAAUUAAUAAUUGAAUGUGAUGUAUGAAUGUAUCUGAGUUUAUUUUUAUUAAUAAAUUCAUCAAAUUGAGGCGGUUAUAUAAAAAAAAAAUAAAGAUUAAUUAAAAAGUAAAAUAAAAUUGUAGAUUUACAUUACACAGCUUGUCUUUAAGUAGUGACUAUAUGAACAUUUAAGGAGGAAGCUGGUCUGAGAUAAAAAAAAAAAUAGCGUAUUAUUGUAAUUUUUUUUUUCAGAGUUCUUUAUUAAAAUUUUCAAAAUUUGUGACAUUAUUAAGCAGCAUUCCAAGAAUAUUCUGAGAAAUUUUCAGAAAAAAAUAUUAAAAAAUAAGUCAGUGGUAGUGGGGAGAGACGAGUCACUUAAAAAAAGUCUCCAUGCCGUAGGCAGGAUAACUCAUGACUGUCUCAUCUGAAUUAAAAAAAACCAAAAAGAUUUCUUUCGUACAUAAGUUUAUCUUAGAUUUGAACAAAAGAAAAAGAACAAUUUUUGGCGAAAAUCAGAGUUUUUUUAUUGCACCUUUACCAAAAAUUCAAAAAUGAAUAUUUUGUUUAUUCCUUCGUUCAAAUUCAAGAUAAACUUAUGUACUAAAGAAAUCUUUUGGUUUUUUUAUUUCAGAUGAAGCAGUCAUGAGUUAUCCUGCCUACGGCAUGGAGACUUUUGAGGUGACUCGUCUCUCCCCACUACCACUGGCUUAUUUUUCAAUAUUUUUUUUCGAAAAUUUAGCAGAAUAUUCUUGGAAUGGUGCUUAAUAGUGUCACAAAUUUUGAGAAUUUUAAUAAAGAGCGUACUCUGAAAAAAAAAUCAUAAAAAUAUCCUCUUUUUUAUAAGUGUGAAUGUAGCAGACAUCAAAUUCAAAAUUAUUAAUAAAUACAGUAAAUAAUUUCAAAAAUAAAAUUAAAAAAAAUGUGCAUCUAAAAACUUUUGAAAUUAAUAAGUGCAUUUUUUGGAAAUUUUACUUUUUCAAUUUUUUACUCUACUUGUUAUUAAUUUUAAAUUAGUCUGAUGUCUGCUACAUUUACACUCAUUCUUUAUUUGUAUCUCCGACCCGCUUCCCCUCUUGAUUAAAUAAAUUUAAUUACAACAUUUAAUUUUUAAAAUUAAUACAAACAAUUACUGUCACUUCUAAUUAAUAUAUUUUUAUUAUCAAAUAAUUACUUUCUCUUUCUCUUGUGCCAUAGCGAGCUGACAUUUUUAUUUUACCUGGCAGUCUUGUGCUUUUUUUUUAAUUAUUUACAUGAUAAAUAAAUUUAUUUAUUUAGUAAUUGACUUGUUCAUUCAUUCAUUUAAUUAUUUUUUGAUAUUUGGAAGCUAAGUCACUGCCUCCGAGCUCGUCUUAAACUGGCACUUGUCUAAUGUCAAUAUAAUGCGCUAAUUUAAAUAAAAAUAGUAACAAUAAUUAUAAUAAUAACAAAAAACUACCGAUUAAAUUACAAUGCUAAUACUUAAGAUAAUAAACAAAUAAUAAAAAAUAUUUAAUCUUUUCAAUACAUGAUAAUACACAAAAAAUUACGAUAAUUGUUUUUUCAAAAUUUUAUUUUAUAAAUUGGAGUAAUAAAUCAGGGUACUGUAGCAAAUACACUUUUUUAAAAAUUAAAAUUACAACAAAAUUGUAACCGCAUAGCAAUUAAUUGAAGGCAGUUUUAAUGCGGCAAUAAAUUAUAAAUAAAUCUUAUACGUCUGAAGUCACGUGUAUUUCGCUGUUAUUUUAAGGAGAUGAUUUACGAUAAUAAUUCAAUUUAUAUGAAUAUUGAAUCUCAAAAUAUCAUAAAUUAUAAAUUUUGAAAAAGCAAUUGCACUAGAGCGAGUAAAAAGGUGCGUUAAAUAAAUAUAAGAGUAGAAAAAUAUAUUUAUAGACGUAGAUUAUUGUGACGUACACAUGGAAAUUGACAUUCGGUCUGAUCACUCAGAUUAUUCACGAGUAAAAUGAAUUAAACGUAAUAAUAGUAACAAUAAUUAUAAUAAUAAUGAUAGAAAAUGAAUAUAUAUAUAUAUAUUAAAUGAACAUUAACGGUGCCUGAGAAAGAUCAGCCAGUCAUUAAUUCGAUUAAAGACAUAUAUUGAUGUAUGUAACACAUACUUCUUUAUGUGUAACAAGACUGCUGUGAGAUGUAAAGAAAAGUAAUCAAGUUUGUAUGUAAAUUGGAGGUAAUAAAAAGUUUGACUCUGA
This is a messenger RNA of Microplitis mediator, 5588 nucleotides long. RefSeq names its product TATA box-binding protein-like 1 (gene Trf2). Gene Ontology annotation, biological process: DNA-templated transcription initiation. The coding region runs from base 420 to 1316 and encodes 298 amino acids. The record is from RefSeq and is a predicted model, not a curated record. NCBI's taxonomy places the organism in Eukaryota, Metazoa, Arthropoda, Insecta, Hymenoptera, Braconidae. Gene Ontology annotation, molecular function: general transcription initiation factor activity; DNA binding. The transcript has 6 exons.